Messenger RNA from Porites lobata, 28748 nucleotides. Lineage: Eukaryota; Metazoa; Cnidaria; Anthozoa; Scleractinia; Poritidae. The record is from the annotation of a GenBank genome assembly.
GGAAACGCCUACGACGGUCUUGGAGAUUCCCAGAAAGCCAUUGAAUACCAUGACCGACACCUUAAAAUUUCGAAAGAAGUGGGAGACAGGGCAGGAGAGGGAAGAGCGUACGGUAAUCUUGGCAACGCGUAUAGUAAUCUUGGAGAGUUUCAGAGAGCCAUAGAGUACCAAGAACGAGACCUCAAAAUUUCGAAAGAAGUGGGAGACAGGGCAGGGGAGGGAAUAGCAUACUGUAAUCUUGGCAACACCUAUCUCAGACUUGGAGAUUUCCAGAAAGCCAUUGAAUACCAUGAUCGACACCUUAAAAUUUCGAAAGAAGUGGGAGACAGGGCAGGAGAGGGAAGAGCGUACGGUAAUCUUGGCAACGCGUAUAGUAAUCUUGGAGAGUUUCAGAGAGCCAUAGAGUACCAAGAACCAGACCUCAAAAUUUCGAAAGAAGUGGGAGACAGGGCAGGAGAGGGAGUAGCAUACUGUAAUCUUGGCAACACCUAUCUCAGACUUAGAGAUUUCCAGAAAGCCAUUGAAUACCAUGAUCGACACCUUAAAAUUUCGAAAGAAGCGGGAGACAGGGCAGGAGAGGGAAGAGCGUACGGUAAUCUUGGCAACGCUUAUCACAGUCUUGGAGAUUUCCGGAAAACCAUAGAGUACCAUGAGCGAGACCUCAAAAUUUCGAAAGAAAUGGGAGACAGGGCAGGAGAAGGGAGAGCGUACUGUAAUCUUGGCAACGCCUAUAGCGGUGUUGGAGAUUUCCAGAAAGCUAUAGAGCACCAUCAACGAGACCUCAAAAUCUCGAAAGAAAUGGGAAACAGGGCAGGAGAGGGAAGAACGUAGGGUAAUCUUGGCAACGCCUAUAACAGGAUUGGAGAUUUCCGGAAAGCCAUCGAGUACCAUGAACGUCACCUCAAAAUUUCGAAACAAGUGGGAGACAGGGCAGUAGAAGGAAGCGCGUACGGUAAUCUUGGCAACGACUAUAACGGUCUUGGAGAUUUCCGGAAAGCCAUGGAGUACCAUAAACGAAACCUCAAAAUUUCGAAAGAACUGGGAGACAGGGCAGGAGAGGGAAAAGCGUACGGUAAUCUUGGCGUCGCCUAUAACAGUCUUGGAGAUUUCCGGAAAGCCAUAGAGUACCAUGAACGAAACCUCAACACUUCCAAACAGGUGGGAGACAGAGCAGGAGAAGGAAGAGCGUACGGUAAUCUUGGCAACGCCUAUAACUGUGUUGGAGAUUUUCGGAAAGCCCUAGAGUACCAUGAACAACACCUCAAGCUUUCGAAAGAAUUGGUGGACAGGGCAGGAGAAGGAAAAGCGUACUGUAAUCUUGGCAACGCCUAUCACAGUCUAGCAGAUUUCCGGAAAGCCAUAGGGUACCAUGAUCGACACCUUAAAAUUUCGAAAGAACUGGGAGACAGGGCAGGGGAAGCAGGAGCGUACGGUAAUCUUGGCAACGCGUAUAGAAAUACUGGGAAUUUUCAGAAAGCCAUAGAGUAUCAUGAACUACACCUUGAUAUUUCGAAAGAACUGGGAGACAGGGCAGGAGAAGGAAGAGCGUACGGUAGUCUUGGCAACGCCUAUUACAGUCUUGGAGACUUCCAGAAAGCCAUAGAGUACCAAGAACGACAUCUCAAAAUUUCAAAAGAAGUGGGAGACAGGGCAGGAGAAGGAACAGCGUACUGUAAUCUUGGCAACGCCUAUUACAGUCUUGGAGGUUUCCAGAAAGCCAUAGAGUACCAUGAACGACAUCUCAAAAUUUCAAAAGAAGUGGGAGACAGGGCAGGAGAAGGAAAAGCGUACGGUAAUCUUGGCAACGCCUAUUGUAGUCUUGGAGAUUUCCAAAAAGCUGUAGAUUACCAUGAACGAGACCUAAAAUGGUCGAAAGAACUGGGAGACAAGGCAGGAGAAGGAGCAACGUACCGUAAUCUUGGUAACGCCUAUUACAGUCUUGGAGAUUUUCAGAAAGCCAUAGAGUACAAUGAACGAAGCCUCAAAAUUUCAAAAGAACUGGGACACAGGGCAGGAGAGGGAGGAGCGUACGGUAACCUUGGCAACGCCUAUCACAGUCUUGGAGAUUUCCAGAAAGCCAUAGAGUACCAUGAACAACAUUUCAAAAUUUCGAAAGAAUUGGGAGAUAGGGCAGGAGAAGGAGUAGCGUACUGUAAUCUUGGCAACGUAUAUAACAGUCUUGGAGAUUUUCAGAAAGCCAUAGAGUACCAGGAACGAAACCUCAAAAUUUCGACAGAGGUAGGAGACAAGGCAGGAGAAGGAAAAGCGUACCUCAAUCUUGGCAAUGCUCACAAACGUCUUGGAGAUUUCCAAAAUGCCAUUCACUAUUAUAAGAACGGUGUUAUAGCGUUUGAUCAUAUCAGGAGAAAGCUUACAGCUAAUGACGAAUGGAAGAUUAGCCUAAGGAAUACGUAUGAUCGUGGUUAUUCGACGCUAUGGGGGCUGCAGUUUAUGCAAGGUGAAGUCGUCGAGGCACUUUUAACUGCUGAUCAUGGACGUGCACAAGCUUUAAACGAUCUUCUGGAGUUCAAGUAUGGGUUUAAAGGGAUACUUCCAGAUAUAGGAACGCUAUCUGUAUCGACUCCUGACAUUCUUAGUUACCUACCAUCAAAUACAGCUUUCAUAGGUAUCAACGAGGGAGGAAUAGUUCUUUGGGUGAACGAGAAAGGAAACGAAAUCAAAACUAGAAGAACUGAGAUCGAUAACCCCGUUACAACCUAUUUUCAGUCUCUACUGGAGACUGCACAUGAAGAAAUAGAUGUGAGAGCUCAUCUUAACUGUGAAGAUCGCUCAAUGAGUAACCCAAGCGAUAAAACGUUAGCAGAAGAAAGAUCCAGUAAGCCAAGGUCUCAUUCCUCAGAUUUUCAGACAAAGUCAUUACAAACAUUGUACAAUGUUGUUAUAGACCCUAUAAGAGACUUACUCGACGGCGAUGAAGUUGUGAUUGUUCCACAAGGACCUCUGUGUUUGGCCCCUUAUGCUGCUUUCAUGGACUUGAAAUCUAAAUACCUCGGCGAAACGUUUAGAAUUCGUCUGCUACCCUCGCUUUCUAGCCUGCAAUUGAUCCAAAAUUGUCCAGCAGACUGGCACCACAAGACUGGCGCCCUUCUCGUCGGCGAUCCGUGGGUAAAGGAGGUAAUUUAUGAAGGAACGACGCUAGAGCAGUUACAGUGGGCCAAAAAAGAGGUGCAGAUGAUUGGGGAAAUACUUCAAACGGAACCUCUCGUUGGAAAGCAGGCAACAAAAGAUGAAGUUUUGAGACGUAUCUCCUCGGUUUCGUUGGUGCACAUUGCUGCUCACGGUAAAAUGGAAACAGGAGAAAUUGCCUUGGCCCCAAACACAACACGUUCAUCCCCGAUUCCAGACAAGGAGGACUAUCUCUUAACUAUGAAAGAUGUUUUAAAGGCGCAGAUAAGGGCAAGACUUGUGGUACUUAGUUGCUGUCAUAGUGCACGGGGAGAGGUCAAACCUGAGGGCGUGGUUGGCAUCGCACGGGCAUUUUUGGGUGCUGGUGCUCGUUCUGUUCUGGUGUCCCUGUGGGCGAUUGACGACGAGGCGACUAUGGAGUUCAUGAAACUUUUCUACCAACAACUAGUCGAUGGACAAAGUGCCAGUGAGGCCCUGAAUGAGGCCAUGAAAUCCAUGAGAGAAUCUGACCGCUUUAGUGCAGUGAAGUACUGGGCGCCGUUUGUUCUCAUUGGUGACGACGUAACGCUUGAGUUUGAGGGCAUCAAAUAAAUAGAAAGGUAUUUCUGGGUGUGUUUAAAACUUCGAUAUAUUACGCGCUUUAGCAAAAGUUAUUUGAACAAGCAAUUAUUCUUGCCAUUUAAUUUUUAGGGCAACGAAAAACUCAGGUGGUGUCACUUAACAUGAAUCUGCUAAUCACAGGUUAAGUUCACAACAAUUUAAGGAAUACAAACGUUUCACUGACGGACACAAGCAAAACUAACUACGAAGGAAUGGGUGGACACCCGACAAUUUAGCUAACAAUAAACGACUGUUACACAGGAUCGAAUCGCACUAAUGGCAUUUCGAGUCGUCAUAGCCAAUACCAUCACGGCUUAACUGACAGACGAUCAAUAAAAUCGUGAAUUACUUACUUAAUUGACCAAUCAGGUCAAUAACCAGAGUUUUGUAUUACUAACUGACUUAGUACAACUCACUUUGACUCCAGAAGAUGACUACCACACAGGUUUUCGAAACUUCAGUGACUGUACAACAACAACAGUCCCAAAAUGCUAAGAUAUGCUGGUUGCUUAGAAGAGGUUCCAGGUAUGGUGUCCUGGGGGUAAAAUCAGUUAGGUGUUUUUGACACGUGGUCUUCUCAUUGCACAUAAGCUGCAACAGAGGUCAUUCUCACCAGAUACAUCGAUUAUCAGCACGCACGCUUCAGCAUCUCUAUAAGACGGACACCUCUGUAAAACGGACACCAAGAAUUGGUCCCUGCCUUUCUUUACUGCCCUUAUUGACUCUCUCUGAGACGGGUACUUAGUUUCGGUCCCAAAAGUGUCCGUCUUAGAGGAAGUUGACUGUAUUCUGUACUUCUGUUAACUUUCUAACGUUGCUAUUUGCUGUUUGUGUUGUACAGCUUCUGCAUCAAAAUUAUGAAGACGAAGGCGGCGAAGCAGUUCCUAUCUGAUUUGAAGUUGAACUCAGUUUCCUUGUGUCACAAUUAUGAGGUGGAGCGUUCCUUCCAGGGAUAGGAACUCUUAAUGAGGAAGAGACAAUGAUGCUUUUAUUAAAUAACGUAACAUAAGAACGUUAAUUUAGUGUUGAUUUGUUUAGCCUAUACAAGCUAAUUGGGGACAAUAAUAACAAGUUUUAAUCUUUUCGUAGUCCAAAGGUUAAUGUCCUUUUCGUAGCUUAUCGUCAGUCGACUAGUCAGUCGUGUGCACAGCUUGUGCAUGCGCACUUGCAACUUGUUCCGUAGUCACCAGAGGAACAUCAGGAAUCAGUAGUCAAUUUGUUUUUGCAUUAUAAUACCGUAUGUGACAGAGGCACUUGAGACGUGUCUACUGGCAAUUAUAUUUUUUACGGUUUUAUUGAUAUUUACAUAGUUGUAGUUUUAUUUCUAUUGGUUAAAAUGUUGAAGUUUUACAUUUACUCGUCUGUUUAAUAUGCUUAGGAUGUUUAUUUCAUAGCCGAGGAUUAUUCACGUACGUGGUUUUUACCAUCAGAAAGCUUAAGUUUCUAAGACGAGGACUAGAUUUUCCCAAUGCUAACUAGUGCGCGCGCGCGAACCGACGUCAUUUUGACGGGACAAUGUGAAUGCCAUUUUACUACGAGUUUUAGCGCGAAUAUAAUGCCAUUUAUGAGCGAUCGGGAGAGGGCUUCACCUCCUUCAACGGAAAUAAGCUUUCUAACUUUUUUGGUGAAAAAAGUACAAUAAAGCUUUCCGGGAUGUCUAUUUUUAAAGAAUAGGCGAGGAAACUUAAAUGGAAAUGUCGUUCUCGUAGCCAUCCUCUCCCUCAAAUCUAAAGCUCUCUAGUAAAUAACAUAACUAAACAACUUUAGUUAAGUAUCGGUUUGUUAGCUAAUACAAGCUAACUGGGGACAAUAAUAAUAAGUUAAAUCUUUUCGUAGUCCAAUGAUUAGUCCAAUGAUUCGUAGCUUAUUUUACCACUAGUCAGUCGUGUGCAAAGCUUGUGCAUGCGCACUUGCAACUUGAUUAAUAGUCACCUGAGGAACAUCAGGAAUCAAUUGAGUAGUCAAUUUGUAUUUCGAUAAUGUUAUGCCAUAUGUGACAAAGGCGCUUGAGACGCGUCUCUAUUGGCAAAAGGCCACUUCCGAGUUCCAAAAACCCUCACUUUCAAAAUGAGGCUAGGUGCACAACCUUUCUUGUGAAAAUGAGUUUUAUUUGCAUGAGAAUGAAAAAUGAUUUCCACUUUAAAGGCUGAGCACCUACCCUCGUUUUGAAACAGAGGCUCGGGGGAACUCGGAAAUGGCCUAUUUAAUAUAGUUUUUACGCUUUUAUUAUUUACAUAGUUGCAGGUUUUUUUCUAUUGGCAGAUUGUUGAAAGUUAUUUAGUCUAGCAAGGUUUCCAUUCUAAUACUGGAGUCAAAUUCCCUGUUCAGUUACUAAGUUUUAUCAGUUCAUUAUGUUGUAGUUUUGCAUUUACGUUUUACUCGUCUACGCGUAAGAUGGCUAUCUCAUAGCCGAGGAUUAUUCGCGUACGUUUUAUCUAAAACAUCAGGAAUCAGUAGUCAAUCGAUAUAUCCAUUGUUAUACCAUAUGUGAUAGGGCACUUUAGACGUGUCUAUUGGCAAUUUAAUAUAGUUUUUACGCUUUUAUUAUUGACAUAGUUUUACUGAGUUUUAUUGGCUAUUGGCAGAUUGUUCAAAGUUACUGCCUAGAAAGGUCUCCAUUCUUAUACUGAAGUCAAAUUCCCUAUUCAGUUACCAGGUUUAAUCAGUUUAAUAUGUUGUCGUUUUACAUUUACUCGUCUUUUUUAUGUGCGUAGGAUUGGUGUUUCAUAGCCGAGAAUUAUUUUCGGAGGUUGUUUUUAUCAUCAGUUUUCUGGUUUCUAUUGUCGACACCUAGUUUUUUUUUUAAAAGUCUGUGAUAACUUUGGCUCUAACUGUGAGCCCUUUAUCCUGUUCUAUAAUUCAGUAAGCAUAUUAUGGUACAUUCGACUUACCUUUAUUUAACAGCUAGUGUUUCUAGAGGGUAUAUAGGCUUUGAUAGAUUGUGCUAGCGUAAUUUUCGGCAUAAAUAUUCGUUAUUACGAGCAUAAAUUUCUUCCACUUUUUGAAACAAAUUUAGCUUAAAUUAUAUUUCGGUUGCAAGGACCAACGUUACAAAACAGCAGGUCUGGGUCCUAAUAUAUAAACGAUCUAAUCAGCUAUAAAUUAAAAUAUCGAGCAAAAGAAGCAAGGCUGAUUUUACAUUCGAGAAUAUAAUAAUUGUUGUUACCAAUACUUCGUAGGUCGCCGCCCUCCUUUUUCAGGGUCCUUUGAAAAUACAAAACUGCUUCCAUAUUUAACAAUUUUGUCUAGUUUUGCAGCACAAAGUUGUCUUUUAUUAUGGACCAUGCAACACUCCCCUCUAAAAUACUCCAAAAUACUAGGAAUUGGAAAAAAAAAGCGCAAAAUCAUUUAAAUGCACUCAAUUUCUGGCUAAUUAAUAAGCCUUAGCACAUUGUAACUUGUUCAAUGUUAUGGUCAAAGUAAGGAAAGACUAACAAGAACAAAAAUGAUUCUAUGCGAGGAUUCUGAUACCGAUGUUGAAAUUUGCUCCCCUCUUGAACCCUCAAAAUUAAAUAAACACCCCGCGGGCGUCCAUUGGAUCAUUUACAGUGAACAAAUACAAUCAACAUUGCGACAAGUAGCAUGGAUGAUUGGCAACUGACCUCAUGAUGGAGAUGGAGAAAGAGGGUGGAAAUAAGAAAAACAAAUACUCUGUGACCAGGAGAGAGCGUUAGUUUUCAAGGGGAAAUUGAAGCCAGCAAUUGAAGUGCCGAAAUAUAUUUCCCUUGUUAUGGGCGUACUCCACUCAAAUGUAAGGGAAUCCAAGAUUGUGUUGGAUUCAGAUUCCACGCCAUGGAUUCUGGAUCCUAGGCACUGAAUUCCAGUCUCUGAUGAUGGAGCUUGGAUUCCGGACUCCCAUGAUUCUGGAUUCAGGCAAAAUUUCCCCGGAUUCCGGAUUCCACGAGAAAAACUACUCGGAUUUCGGAAUCCGGAUUCCCUUACAUUGGGAGAUCUGUACCUGGGGUUACACUAAAGGACUGGGUACAGCGGAAUUCGUGGAACCUGCCGACGCCACGCAACAAGGUAACAGCCCGGCUCCCCGCAAAUGACAGCGCACGUAGACCUGCAACACUUUUCUCCAAAUGACGUCUAUACUCACGAUAUCCGUUCCGGUGUUCAUUGCAGGCUCCGGAACGGGGUUAUAGGCUCCUGUGUGAAAUCUUCCAUAGAAAAAGUUGAUCUGCGACUUCCUCUAUGUCUCUAACGUCAAUGUACUCCUGUCACAGCGUUUUCACAGACCAGAACCGCGAAUAUUUAAAUCUUUAAGUCUCACAAACCAGUCUGCAAAAUCUACAGACCUGAAAGUUCUAUUUUUUUCCAUAUAACGACGUUUAGUUAAAAAUAGACCCGUCCGUCAAAACGCCGUGACAUAGGAUGGUGUAAUGAGUAUUAAGGUUCGUUUUAGUUUUUUAGUUACGAAAAGUGUUGUUUACUGUGUAUUGGGUUCUAUAUAUGACACUCAUAGUUUAAUUCCCCUGUAGUUUUCCAGGUAGCUGCUUUUUGCAAGUCAAUAUAUUUCUGGAAGCACUUACGUCAUUUGCUGACGUAAUUUCAUCAAACAAAGAAACAAAAGAGGGAAAAUCCCCAUCACCUGCCACGCAGGCUGGCUUACCUUUCUCUUUUGCAAACAGGUUGAUUGUCGAACCUUUUUAAGAGAGAGUCCAUCUGAAAACCAUGCAUUAUAAAAAAAUCCGUCUACAGUGAACAAAACGGAUUUUGUUUAUAUUCUAGGUAGGUUUACAUAUUGAGGUGAUAAAACCAUGUGUGCAAUAUUGUUGCAAAAUUCCUUAACUUGUAGAAGAUAUUGCGAUCGAAAAGAUCCACGACAGGUAUUAUUCAAAAAGGGUUAAAUUUUUUACCCAAUUUCACAACAAAGUUUCUACUAAUGUAUUGACCAUUUCCCGAUCAAAUCAUCAUGUUAGAUAUAGUAAUGACUUGUUAUUCCCGUAAUUGUAUAAUUAAGUCCAGGCGUUUUGUAUUUUAGUAGUAGACAUAAUUAAAAAAUUAGCCUUUUUGGACUACGUGUGACAGUAAGGAUUUUGUGGUAAAAUUAUCGUUGAAUAUUGAAAUUGCGGCGUUGUUUAUAAAGUUGAAAUAACACUUAUCUUUUUUUAUUGCCAUUAUACAAAGCGAAUAUGCGAAGAAAACUGUGUAAAGUUAAAUGCCACAUACAAUUUUUACGGUCAAAAGUUCACUAUGUGUGCGUUGGGAAUAACACCAAAAGACAACAGGUUUCAUUUCAAGUAUAGAAAAAAAAUAAAGGUGAGUAAAGGACAAAGACAGAUCUAGGGACUUCAUACAAAAUCAUUGACUACUAAAUUAACUUCAUAUAUAAAUUACACCCACAUACUGCCUCUGUUCGAAGUCCUGCAGUUUGGAAACUGAAGUGCAAGAUACCUGCCGACGUUGAUCGACGGAGGAGUCAAGCCAGACUCGAAAGUCUGAUUACCUAAAAUCGUAAAGUUUGAAAUUUUCUCCAAUAGUUCGGUCUUCCUUUUCAAUUGUAUAUCCACGCACAGUUCUUUAAGGCUUGCAUUCAUGUCCAGUUUGGCUAAAGAUUAAAAUUAUGGAGGUCAAAGAACCAGGUAUUACACUUGCCGCCAUUUUGUUCUACUUGUGCCCAGUCGCUCCUCGGCCAGAACCUGCCUGCAUGGUAGAAUGGGUUCCCAGACAGUGAUGACAGCCUAAUAUGCGAUCAGCAAUCACGAUCGCAGGCUAAUGAUAGCUUGGCAUUCUGACACACCGCCACCCAAUAAAAAUUCCUGCUUGAUUAAAACUGUAUUUUUUAUUGUAGUCCAUAUGAACGUCUUAUUCCGCUUACGUAAAUCUCACAACACCAUCUUUUAUGCAACAUUUUUCGUGUUUGUCAAACAUUUACCCGUCUAUUGUUCAUCUCAAUAAUGUCCCUGAUUCUGUUAUGAAUAACAGAAUCAGAAUCAGCCCCAUGAGCUCAGGAUAUGAGCGCUAUAUGAGCGCUGUAUAAAAAAGUUAUUAUUAUUAUUAUUAUUAUUAUAUCGCAACUCUAUGUAUUGUGCUAAUCUAGGGUUGGGAGAGUAGAUCGUUGACUAUUCUAAAGCGAUAAUGUUAGAAAAGUGGCAAUAUAUCUAAGAUAUAUUGCGAUUCAUUGCUAUCGAUGUACAUGAAUACCACUCUCAACACCUGUGGAGAGCAACUAUUAGUCAGUCCUUUCAUAUCUCAUGACGGGAGCUGUCAAGGUCAAGCUAUCACAAGUUCUGCGAAAAGUUUUUAAGUCUUAGCCCAAUUAACAAUUAACCUGCGGUGAAAAUGGUUCAAGGGUUGCGCACUCUCCAGUUCUCUCAUCUCUCUCUCUUUUUUUGCGGGCAAUUUCUACAUGAACCUACGCUCUUUCAAAAGCGAAUAUUCGCCUAUUUACAAGCUUAAGUCUGAUUUAAUUUUUCUAACAAUACAGAAAUAAUCAGUUUCACAUAAGUUGGACAAUGUAGUAAGAUACAAACAGUUACUGGUAGACUGAAUUUAGAGCGUUAGCUGGUUGAGAACCCUUCUGCGCAGGUGGUAUCUUUCUGAACGCUCGACUAUUGCCUCAGCAUCUUCUUCGAGACUAACCAAUGCUGCUGGUUGCUGAUCGAUUUUUUUCAUUGCAGCCAACCUCGAAAAAUAGCUAUUAACUUGUUGGGGAGUGAGCCACUCGUCUUUGCCAAAUAUCCGAGCUCCCUCCUCGGUACGUACUGUGCGCAUUCGUGCUGAAGCUUCGGCAGGGGUGACUUUCCGACCAGUUUCUUCACCAAUCAUGAACUGCUCGAGCAGAUAGUUCUUAACUUUAACCGAAAACCUGCUUCUUCGCUUUGAUUUAGUCUGCGCCCACCCCAUAGACAAAACAUUUUCUUCCGUUACUCCAAAGGACGAACUGGCCGUUAAGGCACAGGAGGGAUUUUGUGGUUUCAAACUUAAGCAAUGCUCAGCCCAUUUAUGUCUGAUCUGGUCAUAUUGUGACUCUUCGUGGAGUUUAAUCUCAUGGCGGCCAAAGUCCAAGUGUCUCUGAAGGGUUUGAUUUGUUCUGAACGUCUUGAUACAGCCCUGUUCGGGGCAAGUGAACCAAGGAAUGCCCUCGUCAUUUGUAGGAGAAACGACGGUCUGUUUGGCUUGGUCACCAGGCGGCCGCGUCGAAGCUUUCUUUAACAACCCGGUAGCGUUAACUGGAUCACAAAAAGGCAAUAUUACUUUCACCCCCGUCUCACUCCGUGGCUGGCCCACCUUAGCAAGCUCUUGUUUGGAAAUUUUCCUACCUUCUCCAACUUUAAACGCCUUCGAGACAGUCAUUCCACCAUCUUCAGUAUAUUCGAAGUUGUUUAACUGGCUAAUACCACUUAACUUGGGCGCGUUAGUUGUUUGCUUUCUUGUGUCUAAUUCAAUCACUGAUGCUCGACAGCCCUUUAUUCCCCCAUAGGAGUCAAUAGCUUCCUUUAAUUGACGCGCUGUUAUAACAUCGUGACCUAAAACAAGACAGAAUUAUCAGUAAAAACUGUGAAAAGAAGGGUGCUGUGAACCGUUGGCGGGCCAAUUAAAACGCAAAACGUUUUUUGUUGCUCGUCGGACUUUUUGUGGUCUUCGGAAAUGCAAAUAACUUUACUAUUUUUACAGCCUCUUAUUAAUUUUUAAUAGCCCUGAAACUAUUUGUCACCUUCAUUAAGAUAUCUUCCGAUGUGUGCUUUGAGGGGUGCGAUCUUUCUGUCGCAGACAUCUUUCCCGCUGUUCGCCUCACUGAAGCUGUAAUUCUUAAGCGCCAACCCCCUGUUCUUGUAAUUGUUGGCGCACUGAUCAGUAACGCAGCGUUGUGAUAGCAGCCAGCGUUGUCACUUCGUAAAAAUAGUUCUUUCAGAAGUGGGGACAACCGCUUAAGCUGCUGAACAAGGUCUUCCAGAAUUGAUAAGACUGCAAACCAAUCUUGGUUGCCUUUAUCAAGAAUGUGAACGAAAGUCCGAACCUUUGGAAAGAAAAAAAUAAAAAGGAUUGUAACAAAAUGACCAUUUUUUAAUGUAACGCUAACUGUAGCCUAUCGAUUACAAACGCCUUCAUUGCUCUCCCGGCUCACCUCGAGUAACGACAACUCAGAAAAAAAAAAACAAGACGACCCAGGAACCCCGAUCUUGUCAUAUUUCCGAGUGAAAUGACGUAAAUUCUCUCUCGCUCUCCUCUAAACGGGGUGCUAAUCCAUGAAAAGUUACAUGUAACCAGCGGUAUAUUUAUAAGCCUGGGUGGGGGAAACAUGCGCCCACGGUUCAAACUUAAACCUGAGUGGACCUGUAUUUUCACUAGCGGAUUCACACCUUCAACUUAGCAGAGAGUCUCUGCUUAUCCAGAACUUAUAUAUCAUGUCGGCCUUGCGGCCUCAGUUUGACCUAAGAAGAAGGUGGUUGCCCGAGUCCCCCAGGGACCCACCCUUAGGCUCUUGCCGAUUGUGCUAGCAUAAUUUUUGGCAUAAUCUGAGGAACUGAGCAUAAUUUUUGCCCUUUUUCCAAAAGUAGCACUGCUAGCAUAAUCCGUAUAUUUUCUUGUCUUAAUAGCACAAUUUUAGAAUAAUUCAAGAAAACGAAAAUCUCAGCUACUAAAAACGAUAGAUUACUAUUAACAGUUGCUUCCACUCCUAUUUUUCGAUUUUUUUUUACUUGUGUUGAGAUACCGCGGGAGUUCGAUGAAACGGAACCGGAAGUCUGUGUCUCGGUCCCAGACUCCUUAGUCUUUCUCCCAGUGCUCGUUUCAAAAUGGCGGCCGCCACGCCAAACCAGUCAAGUGCAGUGAACUUACAUCCAGAUAGUUUACAAGGUUGCGAGAACAGAGAGGAUAGACCAAAGCCUGCACAACUUGCCCGGGAUAGACGCCUCGAAUCCACCACUGGAAAAUACAAGAGGAGGGGGACGAGUAAUGUCACUAAUGUGAAAAAUGCCCGGGGGGGGGCACUUUAGGAAUUUCUGGGUGGGGAUGUGCCGCUGGGAGCCUGGAACCCUUAACCUUUACCAGAGCUAGUUCAGCUGAAUUUUGCUACCCUAUACUAGAGUAAACUCCCCAAAUCCCCCUAUCCUAGAGUAGCUGUGUACCUAGUCUAGAUAAAAUCUUCAACCAACUGAUCAGUUUCCUGAAAAAUGAUACCCUAUUCUAGAGCCAACCGCUCUGAUUUAUAUACCCUAUCCUAGAGUAAACGGCUUGAAAACCAUACCCUUCACAGCGGCACAUACCUAUAUAGCCCAUAUAUGGCAGUACCCCCCCCGGGGAAAAAUGUCCCUCUGCAAGAUCGUAUUAAUCAGUUCCCUGAUCAGCACCUGAGUGUCAGAGGCACAACGAUCUUUUGCAAUGCCUGCAGAGAAAUGGUAUCAUCCAAAAAGAGCAUUUUAGCAUCACAUUGUAGUUCAAGAAAACAUGCCAAAGGGAAAGAUGCGCUGAAGAGAUCAAGGUUAAGAGAACAAACGAUAGCCGAGGCACUCAGCAGAGAGAAGACUCGUAAAGACAACACGCUGCCGUUGACUGAGCAAGCAUACCGACAGGAAGUAGUGGAGGAAUUUUUGAAAGCAGGGAUUCCAAUCGGGAAGGUAGACAGGCUACGUCCUUUGCUAGAGAAAAAUGGGUAUCGCCUCACUCACUGAGUUGUGAAGUUUGUGCACAGAAUAAUUUUUUAAAAAAGUAGCAUAAUUUUGAAAAGCGAGCAUAAUUUGAGCAAAAAAACGAGCACUGCCACUAGCAUAAUAUGCCACUUUUACUAGCACAAUCGGCAAAUGCCUACCCACCCUCCCCCUAGAUCUGCCAUUGAUUCCCGUUGUCUCACGUACAACACUUCACUAGAUCUGCGUUUCCGUCCACAUACGGAGCACAUGUCUGUUUGUUUUACAUGCACUCCAACGGACUGGGGCAAAAAAUAUAUAUCUUUCACUUCAUCUUCCGCAAAAACUAUGCCUCUAUAGAGCAGCUAGCACGAAAAAAAAAAGCAUUACACGUGCGUUUAUGGCUUGUUCGUAAGGAAUGAAACUGAUUUUUUUCUGACAAAUCAAUCCAAGUGACGUGCUUUGAAGUUUACAGAUAAUUAGAAGCAGAAAGAAAAUUUGUUUACGUCAAACUUCGCUUCCUCGUUAUCAGGUCUUGUUAUGCAGGCCGACACAUGCCAACUGACUCCUUUUUUCCCAAACCAUUCUGCCUGGGUUUCUCUGUAGCUUCUUGGGAGCCAUUUCAUGGUCCAAUCCAUCACCACUAGCACCUGCCGCUCAGUAAGAUUAUCAAGAAUGUUUAUUUUGGCUUUUUCUUGAUUGGUAGCUCUCACUAUGGGCGAUUUCCAGUCCAUAAUUCUUUCAGUGGCUUUCUCGAUGUCAUAUUUGAGCUCUUCUUUCUGUUCCUGGUAACUUAAAAAAAAAUUGAUUUUGAAAUAAUGACAACAUUACAGAAAAUGCUCUUUUGGAGAUUUCACCAAGAGAGAUGAGUACAGGGAAGAAUGGAAAGGGAAUGAAUACUAAUUGUUCGCGCUUUUUCACUUGUCUUGUGCAUUGGCUGUUAACAAUAUAUCGUACAAUGAAGAAAGCCUUAGACAAAGGUUGAGGCACUUGUCGUAAGCGACAAACUUCUACUUUUUUGUUUGUUUGUUCUUGAUGUCGUUGUUUCUUUUUUCCCGUGUAACAGACGCUAGGGACAAGGGUACCAACCUUAAUGUUUGCAACAAAAAGCGCGGGUCGCGUUUUCCUUAAAGUCAUAAAUAUUUGGCAUAUGUCUAAUAGUAUGCAACUGUAUUUUUUACCUAAACGAAAUAUCACCACUGUCUAGUCCAGCAAUGAUGUCGUGAGCGACGUUAGCACAGUCUAAACAUCGAUCACACUGCAUAGUGUGUUCAUGGUCACAGGCCGUUUUGUACUGGACAUCAUCGGAUGAUAGGGCGAAUCGUAUACAGUGAUCAGCACAGGGACUUUCCUCCAACACAUGAAGUUUGUAAUCAGCUUUUAAGUAUCGUUUAGCUGCUCGUACCCUUUGUCUAACGUUAUCAGCCCACUGGAGAGAUGAACCUACAGCAAGUACAAAUAAAUCGGCUUAAACUCUAAAUCUCACCUAGCAAAGUCAUCUAAAAGCGAUCAAAAAUUAAAUAGGGCAUAAAAGUAGAAUAGACGGUGGGGUUGGUUACUAACUUACAGGUUGUAGGUUAAGGUGAUUCCCUAGUUUUGCAUUGCGCAUCUCUUACUGCGCAUAACAAGAUGGCCUCCGUAAAAAAGAGCAUGCGAAGUAACAUUAUUAAAAUGAAGUUGACUGAAGAGAAACGCUAUUGGAAUUUUGCUUGCUGUUGUUUCUUGUCCAGGAAAGACUCAGUGUGUUGGGAAUGUGCAUAACGUAAGCAGGGUUUGAGCCAGGCCGCGCCAUUGCGCCAAUCCCGCACUGCAAUUGGAAUUGUCCCUUUAAAAAACGGCCAAGGGGACAAUUUGUCCCCUUCAAAAUUUAGGGAAAAAACUCGAAAGGAAGCACACACGAAGAGAUUUAUUUCGGUACAGAAGUUGCAAGCUGAAACAGAACGUGGAAAGCAUAUUUUAUCGCACCUUUAAAGUUCAUUCCAAAGUUACGUUUCAGUCACGCUCCUACUGCUAUUUUUUUCGGAAAUCAAAGACAGGGCUUCUGAUUUUUCGCGCGGUCGCGGAGCCGCGAAAUUCGGUAGAAAUCUUAUCAAAUACAUGUCUAUACAACAUAUUUGAAACUUAUUUCAGCUAUAGGGGCUAUUUACUUGCCGUAAACUUGCAAAUUUAUCUUGGAACUUCGUCACUGAAACGUGCAAACAGAUUAUGUUGCGAAAAACUGGGCACUAGCCAUCAUGUUAAAGGCUUUGCCAUUGGUUCAUUUCUGGAGCGUAUUGUUGUUGAAAGAGCAAAUGAUGACCUCUGUUAGAAAAACGUUAAAAAGGCUGGUCUGAUCAGCGCAAAACCGAUCGAUUUCUAGCGAAAUCGGCCGUUUUUUACCGAUUGCUUUUCGGUGAAGUUUGCCCCGAAAACUCCCGCGAAAUCGGCCGAUUUUUCCGCGAAUUUGUCCCUAAAAGUCCCGCGAAAUUUGACUUUUUCGUCCGAGACCUGUCACAAGCCCUGCUAAGAAGGAAGGGUGUACAAAUUUCUGUCCCCCUAAAAAUGAAAAUGUCCCCCAAAAUUUUAGCCAAGGGGACAAAUUGUCCCCCAGUGAUCAAAUCCUAGCUCAAACCCUGCGUAAGCAGUACGCGUGUUAAUGAGUUCGACUUCCUCACGGAGAACCUCGAUAGUGGAUGUUUAACUUGUGCUUACUCACUUUGAUUUUCAUUUAAACGCUUUCUUUAUCACAUUGUGUCCUAAAUGUAAUACCUCGAUGUAAAUUCUGUAAAAACGCAUUUUUUAAUACUUUCUUCCCCCUUUACCAUGCAUUCUAUUUUAAACUCGCCCCAGUCCUCUCUCAAAAAUCGGAGAAAAUGCAUUUGGUACGCACUUUCUGCAACUUUACCGCAAAAACGAGUACGGUGACCGCCAUUUUUUAUUUCAUGAUUUUAAUAAGGACAGUGCUUCCUUUCGAUGAGAAAAAAAUUGGCACAAAUCUAUGUUCAGUUUUUUGGCAAUUUUACUAAAUUGUACUGAUUGAGCUAUCAAGGGUCGAAUAGCGCGUGUCUAAUUUAAUUCCACUUUAGAGCGUUAAGUAAAAACAAGGGCAUUAAAAGGCAUUUUUCUGGUACGUAAGUGGAUAAAACGUACAUUAAAGUCAAAUUCUGUGGGAUACCACAAGCAUCAUCGAAAAAAUCUCUCCUUUUUGUCUAGUUUUGGCUGCCCGCGGUUUUUGUAAAUGCUCCCAAAUAGCCGUAUUUGUCAUCAUUUUCACGUCAAAACGAGCACGGUGACCCCCACUUUUUAUUACUUUUUUACCAUCUUCUUGACUUGUUCAAUCAGUGUACCAAGUUUCAUCUACAAUCUAUGUUAGGUUCUAUUACUAAUGAAUCACCUUAAGCGUACCUAGAGAUGUCAUAGUUUCUACAACCUUUUCCAAUGUAUCAAACGCUGAUGCACCUUCGCUUGUGACGUUAUCAAGGCCGGCAGGGGACUUUUUCUGGGAAGCUGCACAUAUCUGUGAAAGAAAAAAUUUGGUAACACAUCACUACAUAACGUGGCUUUUUAUCCUGCUUCCCACAACCAAAGAGUCUAGAGUACUUGCAGCCACUAUUUUACACUCUUGUUAAUUCUGACCAAAAUCACAGUUAAUAGUUUAGACUACUCUAGUUAUUUUUUUCUUUACCUUAAGGAUAGAAAAUAGGGUCGAUCUACCAAGAGGCUGAAAGCCAACUUCACUGCAAUACAACUGAUAUAGUUUGACCAUUCUGGAACUAAUGACAGUGCGCACUAAGUCAGGUAUCUCCAAACAUUCUCCAGAUGACAUUUUUAUCUUCCUUGUACCAUAGGCUACAUCCUGAAGGUAGUGAGGGCUACUUAUAAAAUCUAGGAAGUGGUCGACUUUCUCUCCUUCAAGACGAUAACGCAUCACGGGUUCUCUAACUUCAGAAUGGCCUGCACCAACAACCACAGCAUGCUUUCUUGCUUGAUCAAUUCGCCAAGUUGUGAGGCCUGGAACCAGGUCUUUCAGUUGCGUUUUAGUGUAGUGCUGCGCAAAAAUAGACAAGAUUGUCAUUUUUGUAUACCAAGAUGUCACGCCUUCGUAAAGUGAAAGCAGGGUGGCCAUAAUGUUGUUUACUGGUUCAGGUUCUAUUGGCGUUGGAUUUGCGACCUAUGCAAGAAGUUCAUUAGACUGCCCUGGUGCAAUACAUUCUAGUGUUGUUCCUACUACUUCUUUUGACUUGCGUCUUAUGUAGGAGCGCGUGCUUCUGGCAACAUCUUGAAUUGGCUGCGUGAGUUGAAAGCGCACCGGACUAAUUCUUCCACCGCUUAAUCUUUCAAUAUGCUGAUUUAGAACUUCCAGCCCGCGAUUUGGUGUAGGUGUUGGAAGGUAUUCUUCUUCCUCUUCUUCAUCUAGACAUAGUGAUCGCAUCAAUGCAGGAAUUGGAGUCAUGAUAUCAUCAAGGUGACUCUCCAGUCUAUAGUAUUCUCCUGGUUGAACCUUAAAAAAGAAAUAAAAUUUAGCCCUUUGUCGUGACGCGCAGGUGUCCGCAACACUAACGAUGAAUUUCGGUUUAGAUUUUUCAUGAACAAGUCAAUUCCACAUGCAGGGAGCGCAUCACUUGAUCAUCAUCACUUGUUUGGGCUUUCUGUAUUAAAAUAACAGAGUAUAGUACAUGAACCUGACACUACCCACCUGCACACGUCUUGGUCUGGACAAACUGGUUUCAAGUUCCUCAGCGAUGUCAUCCUCAAACACUUCACUUUCUGGCUUUCUUAUAUUCUUGACCAAUUUCGUUUUGUAUAGAGAAAAAGAAAAAGUGUCACCUUUCUUCUGUUUUUGCCCCUUACACUUUUUAUAUGCCAAGCCCUUUGCAUUGAUUUAUAAGUGUUUAUUUUAUAGCUAAAUUUUAUCUUGUUCAAGGAGCACUCUUUUCUUAUAGUUUCCCGAAUUUCAAUUCAAUUAAAUUGAUUGUUGCCUAUGUUAUAAAUUUACCUACGUUCCCUGUUUAUAUGGUGGAAACGUUCCUUGGGUAGAAGUUUUAAACGCCGAGCAACCAUGGGCGAGCCAACUGUUCCUGGGUUUCCUUACAAAACUUGGCCAACCCUUUAAAUGAGAAUCAAAAAUUUGACUAAGCAGAAAGGGUUACGCGCCUAGUGGUGUCGAUUCCGUCUAGAGGAGACAAUCACCCUGAUGUAUAAGCUCUUUUUGGCUCGUGUCUUGUUUCUUAUUUUUGGUUUGUCUGUCUUUUUUUUCCUUAACAACGCUCGCUUAAGUUGACUUGGCAGGAAGAGUAACCCUCUUUCCCGGGACAACCGGGAAAAUUACAUAAACGAGUUUUCAUUGUCCCCCGCGCCGUUAAGCAAUAGGGCGUGGUGGAACAAGAAAGAGACUUACAUUCUAAGCGGCCAAAGCUGAUACACCUGCAUGGCUCUCUAAUAGAAACCUUUUUUAAUCCAACUAAUAAACCAUUUUUUCUUACUGACUUUACUGCCGUAAUAGUUUAUGUAAAUAUACGUAAAACCACGAUCAAGUUGUCGUAAGGUUUAUCAUGACGUAAUGUGUACUUACCUGACAUGUCGAACUCGUAGAUGGUCCAAACUUCGAGUGCAUGUCCAAACAUUUCAUGCAAAUACCUAAGAGAUCCGAAGAAGGAAGUGAGAUUUUUUUACGAACUUAGUCUUUAAAUUAAACAAUGUCAAAUAAACUAAAUAUGAGCUAACCUUGUCCGAUUUGACACAACACAUUCCAUUUCUGAUAUAUUUCUUCCGAUAAACGUUUAGUAAUUCCUCUGGUCGGUUUUUGUUUGCUGUCAUGCAGUGGAUAUUUGCAUGCUUUGCUUGGUCGCCAGCCUAAUCCGAAAUCAUCUCUGUGUGAGGGACAAAUAGUUGAACAAUCUCCGUCUUCCUGGAAGAGUCCUGCUCGGUAGAGGCAGAGUCUCCACUCAAAAUCUACUCCUUUAGCCGUUGUUUUGUAGCAACCUCUCAGGUGAGGUAAAACGUCUUUUGUACACGUUUUUAAUGGCACAAUGGCUGUUUGUGCAGAGUAUCGUCUGGACACACCGCAUUCUUUACUAGAAUAACACUUAAAAGAACACUCAGCCAUCAGGAUCGAAAGUGUGAAAUCUGAUAUCAUGUGAUCGGCACCUGCAGUCACCACACGUCAAACGUCACGCAAUCAUUUCCUUCUGUUGUUCUGGUCAAACGUUUUGCUAGCUUCUCUUCAGAACAAAAUCUAUAGUUUCGUUUCAACUCAGGACAAAAAGAAGACUUAUGCUCAUUUUUAUUCAAGUACCUGGUAAACAAAGGCAGAAGUGUAGACUGAAGUUGAUUCCGCGGAUCAAAUCUGUUAGUUUAUACGGCCUGUCGUUUAUCUUUAUUUUGAUCACGUCUGUUUUGCUGUUUCAUUGCUAGAGGUUAUGACGACAACAUGAGCGUUUUAUAUUGAAAAAAGAAGGUAAGAGAAAAAUUCACUAAAUCGCCCUAUUCGAUUUAACUGUAAGCUGCUUGUGUUUAGAAAUCCAAGUCAUUUGCUAGUGUUGCCAUAAUCUCAGUUUAGGUGUGUUUUGGUCAAAAUUACAUUGUAUCGCAAGGUGAACUAACUCGAAUUUUUACAUAAACACAAUUUGUUUUAAGUGACACGGGAUUAUUUUAAUGUAAUAAUGUCAAUAAAAGUAUUUUUUCUGUCACCCGUGGGAUAAAGUUGAUAAAUAUCAGCUAAAUCACGAUUUUAUGGUUGGCCUCAUUUGCAUUAGCGUUAAAAUAAUGGUCACUUUCGGAAUGCAAAUAAUAGUAAUAAAUAGUAACUUUACAAAGAUUUUUUGCUACAUAUCGUAAGAAUGUUUCUUUGAUUAACUCAAGAUGGCUUUAAACUUUAUUAAAACAGCGCCGCAUUUCUUUAAAGAGUCGCUUUUGAGACCAUACUUCACUGGUGUCAGUUUUACUUGAUUUAUUUAAGUUUUUCUCUUACUAAGACGAAACAGAAUUGAAUAGUUAAGUGACCAUUUUUCUUAUGUUUAGGGUGCAAGCAAUCCUUCGAAAAAAAAUCAUUUCAUUUGGUUGAUUAUUUUGCGAGCAUGAGGUGAUCAAACAAGAGGUCAUUUCUGCAUGAAAUUUUAGUCCAUUUAACCGUUAAACCGGUUGAUUGACAUUUCUCCAAAACAAUAGAAUUUUGGGCUAAACUGUUCCACAUCCUAAGUCAAUAAGUGUGCCAAAUAUGAAGGGAAUCGGAGAGAUGGUCUGUAGACCACUCUGCAUGGUUUUCAGAUGGACGCUCUCUUAAGGUUAGUUUUGUUGACGUCCAGUUUAUUCUGUGAAGGAAAAGCGAUGUGUAUUAAAACUUGUCUUUAAUGUGAUUUCCUUGUAGACCAUUUCGUCACGUGAAAUCAAGCGAAUUAUUCCGGGGAAUUGUUGCGAAUUAGACUGUAUCAAGAUCAUCGUUGAAUAAGGUAGGCAUAACAUGUUAUGUAGCCAAUUGAAAGUUACUGCUUUCACUCUAGAACUCCGUUUGCGUUUACAGACUUCGAUCGCCACUAUCGUUAAUUCAGGCGACAGGACAUUUUUAGCGAUCGCGCUCUCCGAGACAUGUAGCCAAAUUUUUGCUUUUCCUACAUUUAUUAUGCAUGACUAUAUUAACUAUACGGAAAAUUUCACACCUUGCAUAAUAAUAAGUAGACUUUGUAAAUAUUUUCGACUUAAUUACCAUGAUAUAGCACAAAUGAAUUACGUGCUGUGGCAAUCGCAGUAAUUGACGUGAAACUCAGGGCUAUCUUGAAAUGUCACUACAACUGGAAAUCAGGGGCCUAGCGCGAGGGUUUGAAGGUGUACGUACGAAAAUAAAGGUUAGACUUCUGAAGGAACUGCAGAUUUAAUAGGGAGGUCUGUGAGCAUGCUCCCAAAGAAAAUGUUUAAAAUUCCAGUGCUCAGAAGUGCCAUUUCUUGCGUUUUCCGGGAGACAUUUUCAGUAAAUAAAUAUCAGGGAAAAUGUAAUAGUUAGUUGUUGAAUUUACAUCUCUAGUGUUACCGGUAGGGUACAGUGUACGGGGAAAAGGGGGGAAACAGUGACGCCAUAAAACAGAGAAACAAAAGAAAGGGAAACCCCAUCGCCUGCCACGUAGACUAGAAUUCAAUCUUUCUCUUUCGGCAAAGGGGUUGAUUGUCGAAGCUUUUUAAGGUUAGUGUUUUAUGGACGUCCACUUUAUUUUGCGAAGGAAAGACGAUGUGUAUUAAAUUUUAUCUUAAAUGUGAUUUCCUUGUAGACCCGUUCGUCGUGUGAAUCAAGCGAAUUAUUCGGGAAAUUGUUGAGAAUUACAAGACUUACAAGUAUCAAGAUCAUCGUUAAAUAAGGUAGGCAUAACAUGCUAUGUAGCCAAUUAAAAGUGACUGUUUCACUCUAGAUAUAGAACUCCGUAUGCGUUUAAAGACUACAAUGGCCACUAUCGUUAAUUCAGAUGACAGGACUUUUUUAGCGAUCGCUCUCAGAGACAUAACAAAGCCAAAUUUUGGUUUUCCCCACAUUUAUUAUGCAUGCAUGUCUAUAGAGUAUACUGACUGUACGGAAAAUUUCAAACCUUGCAUAAUAAAAAGUAGACUUAGUAAAUAUUUUCGACUUAUUCUACCGUUGAUACAGCACAAAUUCUCCGAACAAAUGAAUUACGUGCUGUGGCAAUCGUAGUAAUUGACGUGAAACUCAGGGCUAUCCUGAAAUGUCACUACAACUGGAAAUCAGGGGCCUAGCGGGAGGGUUUGAAGGUGUACGUACGAAAAUAAAGGUUACACUUCUGAAGGUACUGCAAAAUUUAAUAGGGAGGUCUGUGAGCAUGCUCCCAAAGAAAAUGUUUCAAAUUCCGGUGCUCAGAAAUGCCAUUUCUUGCAUUUUCCGGGGGACAUUUUUAGUAAAUAAAUAUUAGGGAAAAUGUAAUAGUUAGUUGUUGAAUUUCAUCUCUAGUGUUACCGUUAGGGUACAGUGUACGGAGAAAAGGGGGGAAACAGUGACGCCGUCAAACAGAGAAACAAAAGAAAGGGAAACCCUAUCGCCUGCCACGCAGAGUAGAAUCCAAUCUUUCCCUUUCGGCAAAGGGGUUGAUUGUCGAAGCUUUUUAAGGUUAGUGUUUUAUGGAAGUCCACUUUAUUUUGCGAAGGAAAGACGAUGUGUAUUAAAUCUUAUCUUAAAUGUGAUUUCCUUGCAGACCCUUUCGUCGUGUGAAAUCAAGCGAAUUAUUCGGGGAAUUGUCUCGAAUUACAAGUAUCAAGAUCAUCGUUAAAUAAGGUAGGCACAACAUGCUAUGUAGCCAAUUAAAAGUGACUGUUUCACUCUAGAACUCCGUAUGCGUUUACAGACUACGAUGGCCACUAUCGUUAAUUCAGAUGACAGGACUUUUUUAGCGAUCGCUCUCAGAGACAUGAAACCAAAUUUUUGUUUUUGCCACAUUUAUUAUGCAUGCAUGUCUAUAGAGUAUACUGACUGUACGGAAAAUUUCAAACCUUGCAUAAUAAAAAGUAGACUUAGUAAAUAUUUUCGACUUAUUUUACCGUUGAUAUAGCACAAAUUCUCCGAACAAAUGAAUUACGUGCUGUGGCAAUCGCAGUAAUUGACGUGAAACUCAGGGCUAUCUUGAAAUGUCACCACAACUGGAAAUCACGGGCCUAGCGGGAGGGUUUGAAGGUGUACGUACGAAAAUAAAGGUCAGACCUUUGAAGGUACUGCAAAUUUAAUAGGGAGGUCUAUGAGCAUGCUCCCACAGAAAAUGUUUCAAAUUCCAGGGCUCAGAAAUGCCAUUUCUUUCGUUUUCCGGAGGGCAUUUUUAGUAAAUAAAUAUCAGGCAAAAUCUAAUAGUUAGUCGUUGAAUUUACAUCUCUAGUGUUACCGGUAGGGUACAGUGUACGGGGAAAAAGGGGGGAAACAGUGACGCCAUCAAACAGAGAAACAAAAGAAGGGGAAACCCCAUCGCCUGCCACGCAGACUAGAAUUCAAUCUUUCUCUUUCGACAAAGGGGUUGAUUGUCGAAGCUUUUUAAGGUUAGUGUUUUGUGGACGUCCACUUUAUUUUGCGAAGGAAAGACGAUGUGUAUUAAAUCUUAUCUUAAAUGUGAUUUCCUUGUAGACCCUUUCGUCGUGUGAAAUCAAGCGAAUUAUUCGGGGAAUUGUCUUCAAUUACAAGUAUCAAGAUCAUCGUUAAAUAAGGUAGGCACAACAUGCUAUGUAGCCAAUUAAAAGUGACUGUUUCACUCUAGAACUCCGUAUGCGUUUACAGACUACGAUGGCCACUAUCGUUAAUUCAGAUGACAGGACUUUUUUAGCGAUCGCUCUCAGAGACAUGAAGCCAAAUUUUUGUUUUUGCCACAUUUAUUAUGCAUGCAUGUCUAGAGAGUAUAUAAUAAAAAGUAGACUUAGUAAAUAUGUUCGACUUAUUUUAUCGAUGAUACAGCUCAAAUGAAUUACGUGUUGUGGCAAUCGCAGUAAUCGAUGUGAAACUCAGGGCUAUCCUGAAAUAUCACUACAACUGGAAAUCAGGGGCCUGGCGGGAGGGUUUGAAGGUGUACGCACGGAAAUCAAAGUUAAGGUUCUGUAUAGUCAAUAGGCAGGUCUGUGAGCAUGCUCCCGCAGACACUUUUUCAAAUUCUAAGGCUCAGAAAUGCCAUUUCCUGCGUUUUCCGCAGGGAAUUUUCAGUAAAUAAGUAUGAGGGAAAAUGUAAUAGUUAGUUGUUUUAAAAAAAUUACAUCUCUAGUGUUACCGGUAGGGUACAGUGUACCGGGAAAAAGGGGAAAACAGUGACACCAUCAAAGGAGUUACAAGCAAUGAAGACCGGCAAAUACACCAAUACAAUUCGAAAGAUUUAUCAUCAUCCUGAUUUAAUGAUAGAAAUGCUUUCAGCAAAUAGAUUUCAGCUGUACACACGAGAGUAUGGAGUAUGUGCGUUUGUGGACGCUACGCCCUGGAAAAAAACCAAAGCUACGAGGAGAUAUUCUCCUUCAGAACUUAGAAACAUUUUGAAUAAAUAAUAAAACAAUUAUUGAAUUCUGCUUUCAAAGGAUGCUAAGAAUUAUGCAGUUCUUGGUGGAUAACAUCCUCCUCAAGAUGCAUAGCCUGUACACAUACGUUGUUCUUUCCCACCCCUACCCACUUGCGCUGGGGGAUAAUAAAUCCCCCGCGGGUUUUAUUUUUUAUCAGGCACGCUCGACUCACUUUGAAGAGAAAAUAGAAGUUCUGUGAACAGGCAACGAUCUGGAUAAUUUUUCACAUCCUACUAAGCCUGAUUCAAUAAAUUGCUAAUUGCAAGAUAUAUGGGUCAGCCUUUACUCCGAAUUGACUGAAAACGUAAUUAAAAAACCCAAGAAUAAUUCAUAAAGAAAAAACAAAAGAAAUAAGUGUUUAGUGACUGUCUUUAUAACUGUUAAAGACGGCUGAACCUUACGACCAAAUUUUUGGACCAAAAUUCCCAAAAUCUAAAUUUUAGUGCAAGAAUCAGGUGAUCUAUAUCAGAGAUAUUCUAAGCCGUUCAAAAACCUCACGCCCCUCCUGCUCGUUUUUUUAAAACAGUACAUAAUAUCUUGCUAAAACUCAAAUAACAUGAUUUAAGGUUACUAAAAGAAAUAAAGCGAUUAAUAUACUGAGUUUAUAUUUUAUCUCACUUUAUCAUACGUUACCAUACUUUUUGUGAAAAACUGAAUAAGCCACAAAAUGAAACCACAAAAUAUUUAUCCUUUUUUCAGGAGAGCUGAAAUACCAAAGCUAGCAAAAAGUGUGACCGAGAGAUAAAUAACUUUUUCAACCUAUCACAGCUUCCAUAUCUGCUCAAUUUUGGUAAAAUGGCGGAGAAAAGACAAGAAGUGGCAGACUCCUAUGUCAACAUUAAAGAUCUUCAGAACGCCAUAAAAUUCAUUGAAACAAACCUCAAAAUUGUCAAAGAAAAAGGAGACACGGCAAUAGAGGCAAAAGCAUAUUGUCAUCUUGGCAACGCCUACCACAGUCUUGGAGAUUUCCAGAAAGCCAUAGAGUACCAUGAACGACACCUCAAAAUUUCGAAAGAACUAGGAGACAGGGCAGGAGAAGGAAAAGCAUAUUGUAAUCUUGGUAACGCCUAUAACAGUCUUGGAGAUUUUCAGAAGGCCAUAGAGUACCAUAAACGACACCUCAAAAUUUUAAAAGAAGUGGGAGACAAGGCAGGAGAAGGAAGUGCGUACUUCACUCUUGGCAUAGCCUAUCACAGCAUUGGAGAUUUCCAGAAAGCCAUAGAGUACCAUGAACAAGACCUCAAAAUUUCGAAACAAGUGGGAGACAGGGUAGGAGAAGGAAGAGCGUACUGUAAUCUUGGCAACGCCUAUCACAGUCUUGGAGAUCUCCAGAAAGCCAUAGAGUACCAUGAUCGAUACGUUAAAAUUUCGAAAGAACUGGGAGACAGGGUAAGUGAAGGAAGCGCGUACUGUAAUCUUGGCAACUCGUAUUUUAUUCUUGGAGAGUUUCAGAAAGCCAAAGAGUACUAUGAGCGACAACUCAAAAUUUCCAAAGAAGUGGGAGACAGGGCAGUAGAGGGAAGAGCGUACGUUAAUCUUGGCAACGUCUAUCUCAGUCUUGGAGAUUUCCACAAAGCCAUAGAGUACUAUGAUCAACACCUUAGAAAUUUGAAUGAACAGGGAGACAGGGCAAGAGAAGGGAGAGCGUACUGCAAUCUUGGCAACGCGUAUAGUAAUCGUGGAGAUUUCCAGAAAGCCAUAGAGUACCAUGAACGAGACCUCAAAAUUUCGAAAGAACUAGGAGACAGGGCAGGAGAAGGAAGAGCGUACUGUAAUCUUGGCAACGCGUAUGACAGUCUAGGACAUUUCCAGAAAGCUAUAGAGUACCACGAAAGACACCUCAAAAUUUUAAAAGAAGUGGGAGACAAGAAAGGAGAAGGAAGCGCGAACUUCCGACUUGGCAAAGCCUAUCACAGUCUUGGAGAUUUUCAGAAAGCCAUAGAGUACCAUGAUCAAUACCUUAAAAUUUCGAAUGAACUGGGAGACAAGGAAGAAGAAGGGAGAGCGUACUGCAAUCUUGGCGUCGCGUUUAAUAAUAUUGGAGAUUUCCAGAAAGCCAUAGAGAACCAUGAACGACAUCUCAAAAUUUCAAAAGAACGAGGAGAUAGAGAAGGAGAGGGAGGAGCGUACGGUAAUCUUGGCAACGCCUAUCUCAGUCUUGGAGAUUUUCAGAAAGCCAUAGAGUACCAUGAACAAAACCUCCAAAUUUUGAAAGAACUGGGAGACAGGGUAGGAGAGGGAGCAGCGUACGGUAAUCUUGCCAUCGACUACCACAGUCUUGGAGAUUUUCAGAAUGCCAUAGAGUACCAUGAACGAAACCUCAGAAUUUCGAAUGAACUGGGAGAUAGGGCAGGAGAGGGAAGAGCGUACGGUAAUCUUGGAAACGCCUUUAGAAAUCUUGGAGAUUUCCAGAAAGCCAUAGAGUACCAUGAACGAAACCUCCAAAUUUGGAAAGAAAUGGGAGAUAGGGCCAGAGAGGGAAAAGCGUAUUGUAAUCUAGGCAACGCCUAUGACGGCCUUGGAGAUUUCCGGAAAGCCAUAGAGUACCAUGAACGAGACCUCAAAAUUUCGAAAGAAGUGGGAGACAGGGUAGGAGAAGGAAGAGCUUACUGUAAUCUUGGCAACGCUUUUAGCUAUAUUGGAGAUUUCCAGAGAGCCAUAGAGUACCAGAAAGAACACCUCAAAAUUUCGAAAGAAGUGGGCGACAGGGUAGGAGAGGGAAGAGCCUACGGUAACCUUGGCAACGGCUUUAGAGGUCUUGGAGAUUUCCAGAAAUCCAUAGAGUACCAUGAACGACACCUCAAAAUUUCAAAAGAAUUGGGAGACAGAUUAGGAGAGGGAAUAGCGUACAGUAAUCUUGGCAACGCCUCUGGAGGUCUUGGAGACUUCCAGAAAGCCAUAGAGUACCAUGAACGACGCCUCAGAAUUUCGAAAGAAAUUGAGGAUUGUGCUGGGGAAGGAAAAGCGUACGGUAAUCUUGGCAAUGUCCACAAAAGUCUUGGAAAUUUCCAGAAAGCCAUUCAGUAUUAUAAGAGCAGUGUCAUAGCGUUUGACCAUAUCAGGGGAAAGCUCAUAGCCAAUGACGAAUGGAAGAUUAGCCUACGGAGCACGUAUGAUGAUACUUAUUCAAACUUAUGGGGGCUGCACUUUCUGGAAGAUAAUGUCGUCGAGGCACUUUUAACUGCUGAUCGUGGACGUGCACAAGCUCUAAACGAUCUUCUGGAGUUCAAGUAUGGGUUUAAAGGGUUACUUCCAGAAAUAGGAACACUCUCUGCAACAACCCCUGACAUUCUUAGUUACCUACCAUCAAAUACAGCUUUCAUAGGUAUCAACGAUGAAGGAAUAGUUCUCUGGGUGAACGAGGAAGGAAAAGAAAUAAAAACUAGAAGAAGCCAGAUCGAUGUCUCCGUCACAACCUAUUUUCAAUCUCUUUUGGAAACUACACGUAAAGAAAUAGGUGUGAGAGCUGAUGUUAAUUGUGAAGAUCGCUCAUUAAAAAACCCAAGCGAUAAAAAGUUAGCGGAAGAAAGAUCCAGUAACCCAAGGUCUCAUUCCUCAUGUUUUGAGACAAAGUCAUUACAAACAUUUUACAAUGUUGUUAUAGACCCUAUAAGAGACUUACUGCAUAGCGAUGAGGUUGUGAUUGUGCCCCAAGGACCUCUGUGUUUGGCGCCUUAUGCUGCUUUCAUGGACUUGAAAUCAAAGUACCUCUGCGAAACUUUUAAAAUUCGUCUGCUUCCUUCCCUUUCUAGUCUGCGAUUAAUCCAAAAUUGUCCAGCAGAUUGCCACAGCAAGACUGGCGCUCUUCUUGUCGGCGAUCCGUGGGUACAGGAGGUAGUGUAUGAAGGAAUGACGCUGGAGCAGUUAGAGUGGGCCGAAAAAGAAGUGCAGAUGAUUGGGGAAAUAAUUCAAACUGAACCUCUCGUUGGAAAGCAGGCAACAAAAGAUGACGUUUUGAGACGUAUCUCCUCGGUUGCUUUGGUGCACAUUGCUGCUCACGGUAAAAUGGAAACAGGAGAAAUUGCUUUGGCCCCUAACAUAACACGUUCAUCCGUGAAUCCAGCCAGGGAAGACUAUCUCUUGACUAUGAAAGAUGUUUUAAAGGCGCAGAUUAGGGCAAGACUUGUUGUACUUAGUUGCUGUCAUAGUGCUCGGGGAGAAGUCAAAUCUGAGGGUGUGGUCGGCAUCGCACGGGCAUUUUUGGGUGCCGGUGCUCGUUCUGUUCUGGUGUCCCUGUGGGCGAUUGACGACGAAGCCACUAUGGAGUUCAUGAAACUUUUCUACCAACUCCUAGUUCAUGGACGAAGUGCCAGUGAGGCCUUGAAUAAAGCCAUGAAAUCCAUGAGAGAAUCUGACCGCUUUAGUGCAGUGAAGUACUGGGCGCCGUUUGUUCUCAUUGGUGAUGACGUAACGCUUGACUUUGAGGGCAUCAAAUAA